AUGGAAGCCCCUGGAAAAAGCCUGCCGGAGACCCAAACUCCAGACGGAGACAACCGAAUCGUGUUGAAUACUAACACAAGUACAGACAAAGUUCUUGCCUCACUGGAGGGCAAGAGAAAGCGUAAAGGGUACUUGCCUCCCGAGUCCGUGAAGAUCCUCCGUGACUGGCUAUAUGAGCACAGGUUUAAGGCCUACCCUUCAGAGGCAGAGAAGCGAAUGCUGUCAGAUCAGACCAAUUUGUCUUUCCUGCAAAUCUCUAACUGGUUCAUCAACGCCCGCAGACGAGUUCUCCCAGAAAUGCUUCAACAGGAUGGGGACGACGUCAACCAGAUCACCACGAACCAACAAAAAGGUAAGGCCACAGAUGUGAUUCACAGGCAGAGCACUGAUCCAUCUGUGCGUGCCAAGUCAGGGUCCAGCAAUCGAGACACGGCACAACGCCGGCCCCCAUGCCCCCUGACAAUGAGCCCAAAGUCAGGGGAGAAACUUCUGGAUCCAGAGUUGGCCCCAGGCCAGAAGCUGAAGGCCCAGCCAAAGAAGAAAGUCAAGAUUUCCACCAGAAAACCCCUGCCUGUGUCUUCUCCCGAACCCAUAUCGCCAGAGGAGUACAAGGACUUCAGCAGCUUCCAGCUGCUGGUGGAUGCAGCCGUACAAAAGGCCGCUGAACUGGAACUACAGAAGAAGAAAGAAUCCAGUGCAUGA
Trichechus manatus latirostris (Florida manatee) is the source of this 702-nucleotide messenger RNA. RefSeq names its product TGFB induced factor homeobox 2 like X-linked (gene TGIF2LX). Bases 1 to 702 code for a protein of 233 amino acids. NCBI's taxonomy places the organism in Eukaryota, Metazoa, Chordata, Mammalia, Sirenia, Trichechidae. The record is from RefSeq and is a predicted model, not a curated record. Gene Ontology annotation, molecular function: DNA-binding transcription repressor activity, RNA polymerase II-specific; RNA polymerase II cis-regulatory region sequence-specific DNA binding. Gene Ontology annotation, biological process: negative regulation of transcription by RNA polymerase II. The transcript has a single exon.